Orussus abietinus is the source of this 4334-nucleotide messenger RNA. RefSeq names its product tyrosine-protein kinase CSK (gene Csk). Gene Ontology annotation, molecular function: protein tyrosine kinase activity; ATP binding. The transcript is spliced from 8 exons. The record is from RefSeq and is a predicted model, not a curated record. NCBI's taxonomy places the organism in Eukaryota, Metazoa, Arthropoda, Insecta, Hymenoptera, Orussidae. Bases 443 to 1960 code for a protein of 505 amino acids. Gene Ontology annotation, biological process: protein phosphorylation.
CCAGCUUAAACUAGGAAAUUAAUUUUCCGGGGGCAUGUGUGCACCCCGAAUGUUCCGUUUCAUCCUCGAGGUGGAUAAUUUCCGACGAAGGUCUCGGAAAAAGAAGCGAGGACUGGCCAGUUGACAUUACGUAAGGCCUAUCCGCGUAUUGGUAUGUCCGGCCGCGGCUAUGCGUUUUCGCGUGACAUAACGCGACGCACUCGUCGGGCGGACGACGUCCAAGGAUAAGACUCCGGUUGAAUUAUUCAAUGUUUGCUCCUGCAGUGAUUUGCCCCUUGGUCAUGUUGUGCAUCGCGUAGAAGAAGAUCCAUUUUGGUCCCAGGACACCGGACGGAGAAGGUGCGCCGAGCCUUCUCCUCCUUUCCUCUCCUUCACCUUCGAUUUCCGGCCUACUCCGAUCUUGGGGAAAUACGUAUACGAUGAUCGAGCACCGGCGCCCACAAUGAGCCAGAAUCUGCAAAACUCCACCUUAAGAUUAAUCCAGCCUACCGUCACCGCUGCAGUGAUGCCGACCUAUCACAAUGCCGGCGGUGGUUACCCCAACGUGUCGGCCCCGGCCCGGCAGGGGAAACUCGACGGCAACCAGAACCACCAUACCAUCCCAUCAAACGUGACGUCGUCGCAUGCUCUUAUCCAGAACGUCGCCCCGAAUCUGACGGCAUCGUCCAACAUUCCGUCCCACCCGAUUUCCCCGACUAUGACCACGCACUUGAAUGUCUCGUCUCAGAAUAUCGGAGCCACCCUUAACACCGUGCCCUCGGCGAACGUCACCAAUACCGGGGGCACCACCUUGCCGGUCAACCCCAGGCACGAGGUCAAACUCAACGCCAUGCCAUGGUUCCACGGCAAGAUAUCCAGAGAAACGGCGGAGAGACUUCUGUGGCCUAGAGAAGACGGCCUGUUCCUAGUCCGGGAGUCCACGAACUUCCCCGGGGAUUACACGCUGUGCGUGUGCUACCAAGGCCGCGUGGAACACUACAGGGUCAAGUACAAGAACAAUCAGCUGACCAUCGACGACGAGGAGUUCUUCGAGAACCUGGCCCUCCUCGUCGAGCACUACGAGCAGGAUGCGGACGGGCUGUGCACGCAGUUGACCAAGUCUCUGCCAAAGCAGGGCAAGCAGGACUUCUGCGUCGACCCCAAGGCCUUCGUCGAGGCGGGGUGGGUGAUACAGACCACCGAGUUGGAGCUCAGGGAGUGCAUAGGGAAGGGCGAGUUCGGCGACGUCCUCCUCGGGGUGUAUCGGGGCGAAAGGGUCGCCGUCAAGAUGCUGAAGGACAACAGCGAGGCCGCCCAGAGGUUCCUGGCCGAGGCGAGCUUGAUGACCUCGCUGAUUCACGACAACCUCGUUAAGCUGCUCGGUCUUGUCUUCAACAAUCAACAUAUGUACCUGGUUACCGAGUAUAUGAGCAAAGGAUCCCUGGUGGAUUAUCUGAGGUCUCGGGGAAGACUCCACGUCUCGAGAAAGGACCAGAUCAACUUCGCAUACGACACGUGCGCUGGAAUGGCUUAUCUGGAGUCCAGGCAUGUCGUGCAUCGAGAUUUGGCUGCGAGAAACGUUCUCGUCGCGGAGGAUAAUUCCGCGAAGGUCUCGGACUUCGGUCUAGCUCGGGACGAGAAUUUUUCCCUCGACGGCGGCAAGCUGCCCAUUAAGUGGACUGCUCCCGAGGCCUUGAAGCAGAAUAAAUUCUCUAACAAGUCCGACAUGUGGAGCUUCGGAAUCCUGCUCUGGGAGAUCUAUUCCUUCGGACGUGUACCUUACCCUAGAAUACCUUUAGCCGAUGUCGUUAAAUGCGUCGAAAAGGGGUACAAGAUGGAACCACCGGACGGCUGUCCAUCCGAGGUUUAUGAAAUAAUGAGACAGGCAUGGGAUCUGCAGCCCGAGAAGAGACCAACUUUCCACGACAUCAAGGCGAAGCUCGGUCAACUGAAGGCCGAGUGCACCAAGGGGGCGAAUUGAAGAGAAGUCUCUGGCUUCGACUGCGAUCGAACGCGUUGACAAAAGACAAAGGGCGACUGAUCGGUCUAAGAGGUAACUUUUUAUAAUCAGGGAAAAAGGUAGCGGCUCUAAAUACUCGGACUUAGGAGAAGACAAAGAUGCGAUUCCGACUGUACAUUGUAUAAACGUAGUAUUCGCGUUGCUUGUAUUUAUUGUAACGUUAGUUCGCCUUUUUUGAGGGUUUUAUUGAUUUUACAUGACGGCUAUCUUUGUGCACAAACCGUUUCCGUAUAUCGAUCGUGCCUUUCUUUAGAUCGAUGUUCCCAAAAGGAGAACUUUGUUGAAAGACGAAAUAGAGGGGAAAAAAAAAACGAGGGAGUACAAACUAAUUAUUUUGCGAGCGUUUGCAGCUGCUAUUAGCUUCUCUCACAAUGCAUUCGCAGUGACCAUGCAGCCUGAUAAGUUGCAGAUCUUAAUUCGCCAUACAAAAGCGAUCGCUCACAGACCCGUGGCCUCGAUCGUAUGUGUCCGAUAACGUUUUUGCGACGCAAUGAAAUAUUUGUUCGCCAUACCGCCAGCCGCAAUAGAGGCCGAUACGCUUUUAUAUUUUUUUACUCAUUUGUAAGGCCUGCCCGGCACUUUUUACGCUAUAUGGCACGACGUAAUCGGCUUAACAUCCCUGUUGUGCGGCUCUAAAGUUUCGAUGUUUUAGAUACAACGGUCUUACCGGUUUUAAUGCUUCCGCUUGAAGAAGUCGCGAAAAUUGAGUUUCAGAAAACACGCGAAACGAACGCGCCUUGGGACUCGGGGGUCCGAUUAAACGGCGAUCUACUAUACACUAUACUUCGCUCUGAACCAGCGAAAGUUACGUUUAAUAAAUGGCGACUCCGAUAUCGCUUUCGGUGAUAAGAUCGUAAACCCUUGCGAUAAUAUCCAAUGGAUCCAGGCGGAUCCGUCUCUUGGCAACUAGAGGACGCGAAAAUGUCUCGUAGGCUCUUAAGCUUCCCAAUUAAAGAUUCUUUGUAGUAAGCGUUUGUCGUUAACUAAAUUAUUGCGGUUGCAGCUAAGAAUUAUUUAAAUCCUGUUUCGGGAGGUUCGCGCCUUAGCGGUGUGUACGUAACUGUAUAUAUCUUGUAUAUAUCUAUCCGUUAAAAGGAAACCGUUCCGAGACCCAUUCGCACCGAUUAGAGGUUUAUCAAAGGCGUCCAUUUACCGAAGGCGCUCACAUUCGAGAUCCGAUCUAUCACGAGCACUUCCAUUAUCCAAGUGAUCGAGUUCUUUCCUGAUCACCGGAAGGGGGCGAACUAUCGUAUCCGCGAUUCACGAAAUAUGUGCGUCCAUUCUCGAGGAAACGUAAGUUCGACACGGGACGGAAGCCUAUCGACGAUCGAACAUCGAUACGAAUAUAUUUUUGAAACUUUGGAGGCGUAUUCCGCCAAUUGUAACGAUGCACGGUCGAGGAGAUAAAUAUGUAUAAUUUGGAGAGGAGUCGAAACUCUUUGUAAUUAUCGAAAGGACAUUGUUCCUGGGCGUAAAAGGGUCAAGGUUCCAAAAAUAUACUCGUCUUCCUUAGGGCUACGUUACCUACAUCGAACAUUUUUCUGUUCACCCGCCGAACAGACCUUAAUCGUUAAGUUUUGACUUCAGUAAGUUCGAUUAUCGCUUACGUGCGACAAGUACCGUCUAGAACGGCGUACCAACGUUAUACUUGACUCCUCAGCCACGGCGGAAUCGAAAUUGCCGUUGGUGAAAGGGAUGAAAGGCCUCGGAGUUUUCUAUCGCCGACAGGGAACACGAGUUCCAGAGGACGGUUCCCGCGUCUAUUGCACGUGCAAAUGUUGUUUUAAGUUUUAGGAGUUACGUAUCUUACGUAUUUACCAAAAUGUGUGUUACCGGGAGUCAAAGAAUUUCUACGAAUGCGUCAUCGGGGGCAAUCGACUCGCGAGUUUUGUAUCACCGACCUUCGCUACCGAGCAUCUCGAAUUGGUUGCAUCGAAACGUAUCCAGAAAAGGCGCCUAAGCGUGGUUUCUCUCUCUUAGUUUAUUUUUAUUUUAGUUCCGCCAAUCCCCUCGCCCUUCUUAAACGCAGAGCAGCUACGCACGCGGAAACACGAGAGUAUGGAAGGUCGAUAUCAAUAAUUGCGUUACACCGAUAAUUAUCUCUCUCUCUCGAGUUUACGUCCUGGAUCAUCGCUCGACGUCGCAUCCAGCGGUGUCGAUGAGGCAGCGUCUCUUUUAACGACUGUAUAUUUUAACUAUUUAUAUAACGACCUCGUAAAGGCGCGUCCGCGGCCACUUCCCGGUAGCCCGCGACGCGAGUUCUUUUAACCCGUUUCAUUGUAAUCGACCCGUUAGACCGUAAGAAAUUUAAUAUAUAUUAAUAUGAAAUGACAAA